GAACUGAGCAGAAUGGAUGGUGUGCCUCUAAAGAUGCCGCAGGCUGUCUUACACAAUGCCAAAGAAGACGUCAGAGUCAUUCCUCCUGAUUAUCUCACCAUACUGCAGGACACAGAGUAUGAAUUCAGCCUGGAGAAGUGGGUGAUAACUGGGCUGCAGAGUGGCUUCAUCAGCCAGCACCUGCCUCAGCUCUCUUCCUCCUCAGGACUGCUGCCAUCCUGUCCUCCAUACUGGAUGAUGUUCAGCAGCCCUCAGCAAAGCCGACUGGCCAGCCGCCACAGCUCUGACUUCUGGGAGCCCAACCCUCGCCAGCGCUCCCACAGCCUCAACUCCUCCAUCCUGUGCACCAGGUUUCCCAUAUCAAAGUCUGAGGAUGACAGGGCGAGCGCCACAUGGGAAGCACAGACAUGUGUGUCAGUGACAGACUGCUCAGGUGGAGAGUGUUCUGCUGGCUCCCACCAGCGUGGUCAGAAUAAGGCCUUUGUCCCAGAUCUGCUGAACCCUCCAGCCUGUCUGAGCAGUCUGCCACACCAGCGCAGAAAGAACCUGCGACAGUGCUCCCUCUCUGUGCUGGAGACGUCCACAGAACUUGAUCCAAACACAGACAACCAAGCCCAGAGCCUGUACUCACUUAGAAUCCCUAACUUCAAGACCCGCAACACCAGAGAAAGUACAGUCACAAGGCUCCCCAGCAUCACCAACAAUGAUACAACAACAUUUCAUAGUCCAGACUCCUGUAGGAUCCCCCCUAUGACCUCACGGCCCAGAGAUCUCCCCUCAUCUGAUUUCGACUUGUCAGCAGAGCUCGUAUCAGCUCUGAGCCCAGAGGAGAGAGAGCUCCUGGAGGUCAUCACAGCCCGGGGCUACCCCCUCCGCACUGCAUUCAUCGCCCUGCAGAAGACGGGCCAGCAGAGCCCAGAUCAGGUCUUCAGUUACCUGGUAGCAUGUGACCACCUGUGUCAGAUGGGUUAUGACAUGGCCCAGGUAGAAGAGGCUCUGGAGAUGUUUCAAAACUGCGAAACGAAGGUAGAACCAUUCAAGGAGCUACAACAUUUUCUUGGUCAUAUAUAUAUUCUAAGAGACACCCAGACUUUACUUUUAUUUUUUUCAGUCAGUGAUUUGAAAUUGUAUAAUAAUUUCUUCUUUCUGAGGCGGAGGAGUUCCUUCACUUGGUGGGUCAGUUUAAUGAGAUGGGGUUCCAGCAGAACGCCAUCAAAGAGGUGCUGCUGGUCCAUGACAACCACAGAGAACGGGCUCUCGAGGAGCUGAUGAUGCGUCUGGCAUAAAGGAGGAAACUUUACAUAACUGUAACCUUCCCCCCAGCAGUCUUCCCCAUGAUUGUGGUUGUGUUUACUGAACUACACCGGGACAUAGACGAGAUUUAUG
Scophthalmus maximus (turbot) is the source of this 1386-nucleotide messenger RNA. It is a transcript of the gene ubap1lb, whose product is annotated as ubiquitin associated protein 1-like b. The coding region runs from base 13 to 1269 and encodes 418 amino acids. Gene Ontology annotation, molecular function: ubiquitin binding. The transcript is spliced from 4 exons. Gene Ontology annotation, biological process: ubiquitin-dependent protein catabolic process via the multivesicular body sorting pathway. Gene Ontology annotation, cellular component: ESCRT I complex. NCBI's taxonomy places the organism in Eukaryota, Metazoa, Chordata, Actinopteri, Pleuronectiformes, Scophthalmidae. The record is from RefSeq and is a predicted model, not a curated record.